AUGGGUGAAGUUGAUCCCAUAGUUGGGGGUCUCUCACGGUUCGGGGAGACCAAGGUCAUCUUUUUCGAUGUGUUCGGGACAGUUGUUGACUGGCGCUCAUCCGUAACCGACGAGCUCAUCAGCAGAGGGCAGGCAAAGGCCAACUCUCUAGGAUCCUCUACGCAAAUAUCGCAUCAGCGUCUGAGAGGCUUGACCCAUAGAGACUGGGCCAAGUUCGCCCAGAAAUGGAGAGACAGUUACGGUAAAUUCACCAAGUCGUUUGUCCCCGAAGAGUCCGAACCGAAAGACAUCGAUACCCAUCACCUCGACAGUUUGAUCGAGCUUCUCGGGGAUUGGGAAAUCCAGGACGCCUUCAACGAUGAGGAGGUCAAGGAUUUAAGUUUGGUCUGGCAUCGUCUCGUGCCAUGGUCUGACUCCUCGGAGGGAUUAGCACUCCUCAACACUAAAUACGAGACUUCCACGCUAUCCAACAGCAACAUAGAGUUGCUGCAGGAUCUCAAGGAUUUUGGCAAUCUACCGUUUCAGCAUCUGGUGUCAUCGUGGAUGUUCAAGGUAUAUAAACCACAUCCUUCAGUCUAUCUGGGCGCGGCAGAGAAGAUAGGUUACCAGCCUAAGGAAUGCGCUCUAGUGGCUUCCCACCUUGGGGAUCUCCGGGCAGCAAAGAAUCAAGGGUUCCGCACCAUCUAUGUGGUGAGACCGCAAGAGGAAGCUUUCCCAUUAGACGCUAUCGAGGAGGCGAGACAAUGGGUGGAUAUGUGGGUGGACGAGGGUGAAGGGGGGUUCGAAGAAGUGGCCAGGAGAUUGGGCGUUGCAGAAAAAGCAUAA
This is a messenger RNA of Truncatella angustata, 825 nucleotides long. Its product is annotated as haloacid dehalogenase. NCBI's taxonomy places the organism in Eukaryota, Fungi, Ascomycota, Sordariomycetes, Amphisphaeriales, Sporocadaceae. The coding region runs from base 1 to 825 and encodes 274 amino acids. The transcript has a single exon. The record is from RefSeq and is a predicted model, not a curated record.